CCAAAGACUUUCACUGACCUAGUUGACCUACCUAACAAUUUUUAUUGAAUUACACUCUAUGAUUAUUAUAAAUAUUUUUUAAUUAAUAAAUAUAUAACACUACUUUUGUAUAUCACUCCAAAGACACAGCUAGCACCUGUCAGUCACUUCAGUGUGGAAAGCUGCCAUGCGGAAAUGUGAUGGGCCAGAGAGUGCUGUCUUAUAAUCAGUCACCCAAACUCCUGCCCUGGGGCUAAAAGUCAAAGGAUCGCUGAGACCUGAUGUAAUACUUGUGUGAUUCUCCCCUUUGAAACUUCAAACUCCAGUUUGUGAACAAAGUCCUGUCUAACUUCUGAAUAGGAAUCUCCGACCACUGACCAAACUCCAUUUGCAACCACUGCCUAUUUGUACCUUCUCCUCAAUGACUACAUUUCAUUCUCCCAAGCCUGAUCUUAAAGGCACACAGCAGGGCAGCAACCUGAUAGAAAUGAAAGCCAAGAAGCCAGAAGCUGGGAGAAAAGACCAACCAGGUGGCCCGGAAGAGUGAAUAAUGGUUUUUGGAAUAUACAACUACACGUCGGUGGAGCUAUUUUGUUUUGCGUCUUAAAGAGACGGCCACGCGGCGGAGGAUACGUGACUGUUGGAGAGACACAUCCAGGAGUGUGUUGAUGUUGAUAAGAAUAAAAGACAGGAGACAAUCUGCUGGCUGCAGCAGGAAAAAAAAUCUGCUUCUGUUCUCCUCUCCUGCAGUAGAUGGAGGAGAUAGGUACUUUGUCAAAUUGUCCUGGGGAUGGACCUUACUGCUGCUGACACCCUUCCUGCUCCUUUCCAACUCCUGCUUCAGCAGGACCUUCCUCUGCCGGCGGCUCCUGUCCUUGGUGGUGGCCACAGCUAUUUGGUACGUCUUCACCGAGACAUUCUUCUACAUCGAGGACAUCAGCGGUGUCUGUUUUGAACCUUCGUCCGCAGACAUUACAAAGACGGAGUUCACCUCCAAAGUCACCUGCAGGCGCGCCGGCUUCCACUGGGACGGCUACGACAUCUCGGGACAUUCCUUCAUCCUGUGCUACUCUGCUCUUUUCAUCAUGGAGGAAACAGCUCCCAUGGCGUCCAUGAAGACCACCAGUCUGUCAGCGCUGCCCAGGAUGGUUCUCAACCUGCUCUACGUGGCCCUCAAUCUGAUCAUUAUCAUGUGGGUGUGGAUGUUUACCUGUACCUCUGUUUACUUUCAUGAUCAAACCCAAAAGUGGUUAGGGACCAUGUGUGGGCUGCUGCCAUGGUACCUCACAUACCGGGUCUGGUAUCUGAACCCCCUGUCACCUGGACUUCCGCCUCAGCGUCACCUAAAAGAGGAGAAACAACACGCCUAAGUCGCAGUACAACAUUCACUGUUCCUAAAGCCGCAGUAACACACUACAGUUGUUAUCCAUGUCCAGUUAUGAGCUGCUCGCAUGUUAUUUAAAGUUAUUCCCUCAGCACUGAAAGGUCAUUUUGUCCACGAGGUCUGACUCUCAGCUCCUCCACAGUCUUUGGCAGCUGCUGUUCCUAAAAUGACUCCAGGUAAUCUGAGACAAAGCCAAGACGCUGCUCUUUUGUCCACCUUCAACUUUGUCAUUGUCAGCAUCAGUGGCCCACGUGUUCAGCCUUCAUCUGUCGGCCAGCUUGUUGCCUUAUUAGGAUUAAUUAUUAGUCCUAGGAUUUUAUGUUUUAGAGGGAACAGUUGAGAAUGUUUACAACUCCAAUUGUACAACACUGAUGGUGUGGAUAUUUUUUUGCAGACCAAUGUACAGUAUGUGUGAAAGGGGUUUUUAGAAUAAAUCUACACUGAACAAGUAACAGGUAGAUUAGGUUUCAACCUGAUGUGGGAUUUUAGUCAGCUGUCUCAUUUUUAAUCUUGUUCACAACAUUCGCUGGUAAUUUGUUAAGCUAAUUUUUUAGUGUCAUAGACAUCGAUUGUAUUAUUUCCAGAACAUAAACAAUGAUUGUGGUUAUUCUCAAAUCCAACGAGAAUCCUGUUACUGCCAUGAUUUAAAAAAAAAAUGUUAUUUACAUCUACUGAGUGAUUGUUGCCAAAUACAGCAGUUCAAAGUACUAAUAUUGCUUUGCUAUUUUUUGGGGUGAAAGAACAUUAACCUGUUUUAAUUUAAUGUGUGUGCUCUAAAUGAUAUCAGUAUUUUUAGGAAUAAUGUCAGAACCAAGUAACUGUGUGAUAAACCAAUUAUCGUGACUUGAAAACAUGCAGUGUUAGUUGCUUGCUAGCAAAGUGAAAGCUACAUUCUGCGUAUUCCUUUUUUUUUUUAUUUGUUUGUCAUUGAUGGCAACAAAAUAAAGUAAGGCUCAUGAACAUCAUAAAAAGCACCAUAAAUAAAUCAAAUAUAUAGAAAUAUAAAAAAACAAUAAAUAAAUAAAAAAUAGUGAAAUAUAAUGACCACAAAUUACAACUUUUUAGGAUUCUCAAAAUGGAUUCCCAUGUGAUCGUAGAAGCACAGAUUUAAACCUCCAGGUGACGUGACUUCACUCAGAACAAGUGAGAACACAGAAAUGAAAUCCAUCAUGACACGUGACUGGGUGAGAGGAAGAUUGGCUGUUUUGACAUACAGCAAAAUAUGUAAAGAGCUCCACGUGAGAAAGUCAACAAAAACUAGAAUAAUUCACCAAAAUAUCGUGUGUCCUGCAGAUUAUCUGUUGAUUUAAUUUCUCUGGUGGUAUUUAUAUGUCAGUGUCUGUUCUGUGUUUUCAUAAAAACCUGGAAGUACUUGUAGGUUUAGAGGCCAGUUUGAUUCAGGCCAGUUUACAUUUCUAAUCUACAGCAUUUGGCCUUGUUCAAAACUCAACAUGUAAUGUUUUAAUGACAAAAUUGGACUGAGUAAACUACAGCUGUAACUUGUCCCAAUCUUUAUAAAUGAGAUAACAAAUCUGACUGGGAGGGGGGAGAAGGAAUUUAGUCAUAAUCCAGUUGUCGAACUCGGCCUUAAUUGUGUGCAAAUGCAGCCUAAGUGGUGACUGUUAAGACUGUGGUGUUUGGGUCUUAAGAUGCCCACAAUAUCAUUACAAAUACAGUGCAACACCACCCCAGGUUUUACAGGAUGUUUGUGUGUGUUUCACUCUGAACUUUUCUUUGGUAUGUUUUGACGCCAAAGCAGAUCACAAUAAAAAUUCAAAAUGA
Messenger RNA from Cynoglossus semilaevis (tongue sole), 3145 nucleotides. RefSeq names its product fat storage inducing transmembrane protein 2 (gene fitm2). Lineage: Eukaryota; Metazoa; Chordata; Actinopteri; Pleuronectiformes; Cynoglossidae. Gene Ontology annotation, biological process: lipid droplet organization; phospholipid biosynthetic process; lipid storage. Bases 648 to 1349 code for a protein of 233 amino acids. The record is from RefSeq and is a predicted model, not a curated record. Gene Ontology annotation, molecular function: coenzyme A diphosphatase activity. Gene Ontology annotation, cellular component: endoplasmic reticulum membrane. The transcript has 2 exons.